AUGGCGGGCGAGGACAAGAAAAGGGUCGCCAUCAUUGGCGCUGGCAUAUCCGGGCUCGUUUCACUCAAAGAAUGUCUUGCCGAGGGUAUCAAGGCUCACAUCUUCGAGGGUCGGUCGGAAAUCGGUGGGCAAUGGGCGUAUCAAGCUGAGCCGGACGAGAAGGGCGAAUUACAGUCGUCCAUGUACGACGGUGUCAUUCUGAACUCAUGCCGCGACACAACAGGAUUUAGCGACUUUCCCAUUGACCCGGAGCGACACGGCGAUUAUUUCAGCCAUCGGGAGAUGCAUCGCUACGUCCUCGACUACGCCGACUAUUUCGGACUCCAUAAACACAUCAGCCUGUCGACCAAGGUGCUAGGUUGCUCGCAAGCGAAGGACGGCAAGUGGAACGUGCGGACCCAGGGAGUAGACGGGAAGCAGCCAGAGGAAGGAAUCUACGAUGUCCUGAUCUCGGCCACUGGCAUCAACUCGCUUCCGAUUAUCCCCAAAUUCAAGAAUUGCGAGGCGUUCCAGGGUGAGUUCUUUCACAGCCACUACUACCGUAAGCCUAGCCGCUUUGAGGGAAAACGUGUCGUGAUCAUCGGCGCCGGUUCGGCUGCCGUGGACAUUGCCAGCGAACUCGUAACGUGUUCCAAAGAAGUACACUUUGUAACACGUCGAGGAACUUGGGUGAUGCCUCGUUACGUCCUCGGUAAACCUAUCGAAUCUUGGGACAGCCGUGUGUCGCAGACUUGGCUCCCGCCAUCCGUGGCGGAGUGGCUCAACACGAAGCUGCUGAACCUCGUGCAGGGCAAGCACCCAAAGGUCUUGCAACCAGAACACGGCAUGAUGGCACAGAACGCCACGGUCCGCAGCGAGUUCAUCGAAAGAGUGCGCACAGGGUCCAUCAAGGUCCAUCGCAGCACUGUCGACAGUUUCACAGAGACCGGAGUCGUACUCGCGGACGGGGAAACGGUCGAAGCAGACGUCAUCAUCUCGGCUACCGGAUACAAGCGCGAGCGACCCUACCUGCCCAGCGACGUGCUGAGCAACCAAGACACGCCGGAGUUCGAGACGGAUCUGUACAAGCUCAUCGUCCCGGCAAGAUACGAGAACCUCUACUUUGUGGGCUACAUCGAGCAGCCCGGUCCUACACCGCCCGCCGUAGAAGCGCAGGCACGCUUUGCCGUUGGGGCGAUUGCAGGACUCCACACCGUACCAAAGGGUGAGGCGCUGCUAAAGGAGAUUCGAGCUUGGCAGGCAUGGCAUGCCAAGACGUACGUGCGGUCGGAGAGACACGUGAACACCGAGACCUACGUGCCGUACAUCGACAGUCUGCUGAAGCCGCUAGGAGCGAGGCCCUCGUUCGGUAGGUUGUUGGGCCAGGUGUUCACGAGUGGUCGACCAUUCGAGGCCCUAAGUGUGUUGAUUGCUGUUUACUUUGAAAUCACAAGCAGUGCGCAGUGGCGGCUGCUGGGCCAUGGCAAGAAGCCGGACCUGGCGAAGGCAACGGUGUUAAGAAUAUCUUCUGGGAAGGAGAAGUUUACCGCAAAGGAAGAAGAACUACUUGGGUUGUGA
This is a messenger RNA of Truncatella angustata, 1557 nucleotides long. Its product is annotated as flavin-binding monooxygenase-like family protein. Lineage: Eukaryota; Fungi; Ascomycota; Sordariomycetes; Amphisphaeriales; Sporocadaceae. Gene Ontology annotation, molecular function: flavin adenine dinucleotide binding; NADP binding; N,N-dimethylaniline monooxygenase activity. The record is from RefSeq and is a predicted model, not a curated record. The transcript is spliced from 2 exons. Bases 1 to 1557 code for a protein of 518 amino acids.